AUGGGGAUUAUUCUAUGGGUUUUGGCUUUAAUAUCUGUUGUCUACUCUCAACAAUGCUCCAGCGGGCUAACGACUUUAUAUAACAACAAUCAAAUUGUCACUUGCAAUCCGCAGAGCUCAACAUCAUGCAGCCAAUACCGUGCAGGGUAUUUCUGUCAAAUGGCGAGCACCGGAAACACUUUCAUUUGUUGUGGAAGUCAAUCUCAACAAUGCGGCACCAACUCCCCGCAAAUCGGCUCAAAUGGCCAGAUACAAACUUGCUCCACUGAUACAAAUUGUUUGAGCGGAUACUCUUGUACAUCUGGAGUUUGCUGCCCGUCUUCAAAUACCGGCACCGUUCAAAUCGGAGGCUACUGUACUGAUACUGUCCAAUGCUAUGGAGGUUCCUCUUGCUUCAACCAACAAUGUACCUGUCCCACCGGUACUACGAACACUAAUGGACAAUGCCUGAAGGGGAAUAGCAACGGAAAUUGCCAGAGCAACCAGGUCCUGGUUAACGGAAUCUGCUAUCAAACGUCGUAUCUCGGAGGCCAAUGCACCUUUUCACAGCAAUGCCCUACUAAUGGACAAUGCUCGAACAGCAUCUGCAGCUGUAUGAAUGGUUACCAAAACCUAAAUGGUCAGUGUACUUCUAAUGGAAAUAAUGGCUGCCAGAACGGACAGGUCCUGGUCAACGGAAUUUGCUACCAGACGUCCUAUUUGGGAGGGCAAUGUACCUUCUCGCAACAAUGCCCUACAAACGGACAAUGCUCGAAUAGUAUUUGCAGUUGUAUGAAUGGGUAUCAAAACCUUAACGGACAAUGCACUUCAAAUGGAAACAAUGGCUGCCAGAACGGACAGGUCUUGAUCAACGGAAUUUGCUACCAGACGUCCUAUUUGGGAGGCCAAUGUACCUUCUCGCAACAAUGCCCGACGAAUGGGCAAUGCUCGAAUAGCAUUUGUAGUUGUAUGUCGGGCUAUCUCAAUAACAACGGCCAAUGUACCUACAACGGCGGGAGCUCGAACUGUCAGUUGGGACAGGUUCUUGUCAAUGGCCAAUGCAUGUCGUACUCCUCUCCUGGAGCUUACUGUAUUUCAUCCACACAAUGUCUUGAAGGUGCUCAGUGCCAAAAUUCGGUCUGUGUUUGCCAGAGCGGGAAAACGCAGCUGAAUGGGUACUGUAUCGCCUACAGUGGAGGCCCAUGCUCUCAGACGCAGACCUAUUACAACGGUCAAUGCUACACCUAUUCACUCCCUGGAGCUACCUGUAAUGCCCCUACCCAAUGUGUCGGAGGAGCCAACUGUACUUCGAGCCUCUGCCAAUGCCAAAUGGGGUACACCUCGAUGUAUGGCUACUGUAUCGUGUCAAACAAUAACAAUGGAGUGACAUGCCCGAGCGGACAGGUUGCCAUCAGCGGUCAAUGCUACAAUAUGGUCUCCCUCGGGGGAUACUGUAUCUACACCCAGCAAUGCCAAUCCGGAACUUGCCAAAAUAAUAUUUGCACUAAUAAUGGGCAGAAUGGAUGUCAGACCGGGCAGGUGAUGAUCAACAACAUUUGCUACAAUCAAGUUCAACAAGGAGGAUAUUGUGUUUAUACCCAGCAGUGUUCUUGUCAAAACAAUAUCUGCCAGGGAAGUAGCAGUUCAUGCGGGGUCAACAAGGUCCUAAUCAAUAACCUCUGCUACGAUCAAGUAUCGAUUGGAAACAGCUGCUCCUUUACACAGCAGUGUCUAGGAGGCUCCACCUGCACAAACGGCUUCUGCCAAUGCCCUAUGAACUCGCAGAAUAUCAAUGGAUACUGUAAUUAUAACAAUGGGACUGGUUCUAACUGCCAAUCUUACCAGGUCUACGUUAACAACCAGUGCUAUUCGAAGAUGCCGAUCACUUCGACGUGUACGAUUACGCAGCAGUGCCCUACAGGUUCCGCAUGCACUAAUGGAAGGUGCCAAUGCAACUCCGGAACGACGUAUGAUGGUACUCAGUGCUCGACAGGGAUUAUGACUUGCGGAACUGGUUAUGUCUCGUACUCCGGACAAUGCCGUGCCCUCCGUUCGCUUGGGCAAAGCUGCUCGGUGAACCAGGAGUGUCUAGCGUUUGCGCAGUGCCAAAACUCAAUGUGCAACUGCGCCACCGGCAGCCAAUUGGACACCAACCAAGUUUGCAGGGCGCAAUCGCAGAACAGCCAAUGCGGCACCAACGCCGUUUUGAUCAAUAAUCAAUGCUACCCGACAGCAUAUGUUGGCGGGAGCUGCCAGUUUACACAGCAAUGCCUCGGCAACUCGCAAUGUAGCAACUUCCUCUGCCAAUGCCCGAGCGGGACUACAAACUCCGGCGGAACGUGCACUAAUGGAGGCUCAAGUGGCCAGUAUACCUGCUCGAAAACGAACUAUUACGCUCCACUCCAAAAUGGGCAACCCAUCAAUUGUCUAUUCAAUUAUUGCCCAGAUCAGUAUAACAGCAUCUGCGAGUAUAAUUACCAGGUGCAAUAUUACAUCUGCUGCACCAGCUCCUCCAGCUCCGGCAAA
Molecule: messenger RNA, 2505 nt
Organism: Mesorhabditis spiculigera
Lineage: Eukaryota; Metazoa; Nematoda; Chromadorea; Rhabditida; Rhabditidae
Source: the annotation of a GenBank genome assembly